AUGUCGAAGAUAUCUAAGGUCAACCAUGCGGCAGGCAUCUUUGCUGACAUAUCCGUCGAUGGCCCCAUUAUCGGUACAUUGGUCGCUAUCAUCGACCGAGCUAAGAACCUACCCAACCGGAAGACUAUGGGCAAGCAGAAUCCAUAUGCCGCAGCACGAUUGGGCAAGGAAGCAAAGAAGACACAAACAGACUUGCGAGGAGGCCAAACUCCGCGAUGGGACUCGGAGCUCCGAUUUACCGUACAUGAAUCCCCUGAUUACUUCAAAUUAAAGGUUUCUGUAUUCAAUGAUGAUAAGAAGACCGACCUGAUCGGCGAGACCUGGGUCGAUUUACAAAGCUUGAUCAUUCCGGGCGGAAGCCAGAACGAUCACUGGCACCCACUUCAAUAUCGGGGGAAGUAUGCAGGAGAAAUCAGAAUCGAAAUGACCUACUACGAUACCAGACAACAAGACGAGGUCCUAAUUGGACGUCGACAAGAAGCUGCUGACCGGGUCCAAGGCAAAGUCUCCACUACUCCAAGCAAUACGGGUUUGUCUGGUCCUCGGCAAUUGAAAGAUGUCAAACGACGACCCUUGCCCAAUGGUCCUGCAGGGCCUCUCCCCAGACCAGCUCCUCCGGAACAAGCUCACUCUGCGCCUCCACUUCAUCAUCCGGCCCCGCCGAGACCUGCUAUUCCUGAACACUCAAAUACACAACCAGGUGCCCAAGAUGCUCUCUCUUACGCCCCGAGACAUUCAGAGCCAACCUACGAUGCGUCACCUUAUCGCGCACCUUCUCCUGUCCCGCCUCCAUCACGAGGUGGGUAUGAUGGUGCUGAUAAAUACACUCAAGAAUGGGAUGUCCCAGUUGUUGCUCCUCCCCGCAGACAACCCACCCACGAACUGCCGCAUGUCUCCACUGAAGUUAUUGAACCCCCAUAUGACUCACGUCUACUACAGCAGCGGCAACAGCAGCAGGAACAUGAACAGCAACAGCAACAACUGCUCCAAAGGCAACAACAAGAACAAUUGCUGCAACGGCAACAACGGCAACGACAACUACAGCAACAACAACUAGAGCAGCAAAAACUGGAGCAACAACAACAACAACAACAACAACAACAACAACAACAACAACAACAACAACAACAAAUGCAGCAGCAACUGCAACUGCGAAAUUAUUCCGAGUAUGAUCAGCCACCUUCGAGAGACCAUCGCUUUGCCAGGCAAAAUCAGUACGAGGCAGAUCUUCAUGAGGAAGUGUCAUACAAUUCUGCACGUCAAAGUCUCUACGCUCAACUAGAGCAACCCAGAUACGAUCCAAACCCUAUGUCGCAUGGAGCAACGCAUCCACGCGACAUACCUACAUCAGAUUUUAUGCCUUCUUUAGGGCUAGUGGAUGACAUGAGGUACCAUCCACAAAGAGUUCGACCUCUACAAAUCACUGCUCAUGGUCAAGACUACCACCCAGAGUAUGCCGGAAUGCAACCGCGAGUAGAGGAUGAAGACGAUGACGGGCCGCCCCCUGCUCCACCAGCACACCGAUCACGAAGGCCGCACUCUCAGCUGCCCACCCCGAAAACAUCACCCCGCCCUUACGCAUCAUAUACACCCCAAUCUAGUCGAUCCUCAAACCCCCAUCUACCAUCGAGCAUAUCUACCUCGUCCCGCCGUGACCGCUACCAGGAGCCUUCUUCAAUGGGGAAGUCCCCAGCAAUGCCUGCAAGCCUCGUCGCAGGUUAUGAGGCGGAAGACUCAUCUGACAAAGUAGCACUCGAGCGAUCAGCCCACAGACGCAGCACCCACUGGGAUGAUGAGAUGAUGAUUUCUCAGCCGCCUGCACCAAUUCCGGUAUCAGCACCCGUCCACUACGAUGCUCCUGUCUAUCCUCUGCGAACAUCGCCCCGGCCUAUUGAACAAAGACCCACUUCUGGCAGAGGUGGGUCUGUCAGCUCUGAUGUGCGGGCUGUGACCCGGAAGUCAGUCAGUCCGCGGCCCUCUUCUUCGGAUAUCCGUGGUGGCUCUUCAAUUCCCUUCUCUCCCGACUCUUACAUCUCUUUAAACCCAAAUGCCUCUCAGAAUCCCAACCGAAAUCCUUCCCCGGCAUACGACUCGCCUUCGCAAGCUAGGGAUGCCGUGAUUCGUGGACAGACCGAACCCCAUCGAGACAUAGAGCACCCAAUCAUCGGGGAUGAUGGUCGUGAGAUUGACCCCUCUGACCAUCUUCCCACCGACACUUGGGCGCCCGAACCAGAAAGGAAGAAUCGCAAACCCGGGGUUGUCAUCCGCUUCAAACACUCGUCUCGGCCAACUUCUAGAGGCGACGACCCUCUCUCAUCACGCAGCAUAGGCCCGCCACGCGUUGGAUUUAGAACCGAGACCACUACCCAUCCAUCGGACCGCCCAGUUCAGCACACACCCACUCAGGUGCACGUAAAUCCAGGGGCACUGGUUCGAGCUAAACCUCGGCUGGACUACGCGCGUGAGCGCUCUGAUAGCUAUUCGCACAGUCGGCCCUACAGCAAACCUACUUCAUUUGACCGGCCGCGCUCUUCCCGUAGCUCUGUUUCGCCAUCUGCGGGAUCUCAUUCGCCGCUCUAUGACUACAGCGCAGGUCCCCCGAUUCCAAAGAAGGUGCCAAUCACCGGAGGAAGUGCAGGCUACCCCGUCAUGUCUGGCAAUUCAAAUGGCAAUGGCCGUAUGGAUGCCCUGAGUCGAGAGCUGAGUACAAUUGACAUUGGGUCUGCGGCGUGUAGCCCUGGCCGAGGGGCCGUUCGGAAGUACGUACCAAGACAACGAGCUUCGAUGGGCUACGCCAGGUAA
Penicillium digitatum Pd1 is the source of this 2802-nucleotide messenger RNA. The record is from RefSeq and is a predicted model, not a curated record. Lineage: Eukaryota; Fungi; Ascomycota; Eurotiomycetes; Eurotiales; Aspergillaceae.